This is a messenger RNA of Cordyceps militaris CM01, 609 nucleotides long. Its product is annotated as 40S ribosomal protein S8. The coding region runs from base 1 to 609 and encodes 202 amino acids. Gene Ontology annotation, biological process: translation; maturation of SSU-rRNA from tricistronic rRNA transcript (SSU-rRNA, 5.8S rRNA, LSU-rRNA). The record is from RefSeq and is a predicted model, not a curated record. Gene Ontology annotation, molecular function: structural constituent of ribosome. Lineage: Eukaryota; Fungi; Ascomycota; Sordariomycetes; Hypocreales; Cordycipitaceae. The transcript has 2 exons. Gene Ontology annotation, cellular component: ribosome; cytosolic small ribosomal subunit.
AUGGGUAUCUCUCGCGACUCUCGCCACAAGCGCUCCGCCACCGGUGCCAAGCGUGCCUACUACCGGAAGAAGCGCGCUUUCGAGGCUGGCCGCCAGGGUGCCAACACCCGUAUCGGCACCAAGCGUGUCCACACCGUCCGCACCCGCGGCGGCAACCACAAGUACCGCGCCCUGCGCCUCGAGUCGGGUAACUUUGCCUGGGCCUCCGAGGGCUGCACACGCAAGACGCGCGUCAUCGCCGUCGCCUACCACCCCUCCAACAACGAGCUGGUGCGCACCAACACCCUGACCCGCAGCGCCGUCGUCCAGGUCGACGCCGCGCCCUUCCGUCAGUGGUACGAGGCUCACUACGGCCAGCCCAUCGGUCGCCGUCGCCAGAAGGCCCAGGGUAUCACCGAGGACGAGGUGAAGCGCUCCAAGUCGGUCGAGAAGAAGCAGGCCGAGCGCUACGCCGCCGGCGGCAAGGUCGAAAACGUCAUUGAGAAGCAGUUCGAGGCCGGUCGCCUCUUUGCCAUCAUCUCCAGCCGCCCCGGCCAGUCCGGCCGCUGCGACGGCUACAUCCUCGAGGGUGAGGAGCUCGCUUUCUACCAGAAGAAGCUCCACAAGUAG